CCUAUAUGAAACUCGGCGCCGCUCAGCCUCUCCUUCACUCUCUCCAUUUCCAACUGUUCCCUCCAAAUGACGAGCAAAAACUGAACCCUAGUCCUCCUCUCGAUCGACUAAACCAUUGCCUCUCUCCCUCUUACUUCUUUCGCCUAUCAAUCGACCCCUCUUCUUCUCCCUACGUUCUAGUGAAUGAUGAGGAGCAAGGAAGGAGAGCAAAAGGACGGGGCAGGAAGAAGCGACAGUAGUGGACAUCGGCCAUGGCGAUCGACGGCGGCGAAGGUAAUAAGGUGGCACGACAGAGGCCUGGCAGUGACGGGGGGACGAGGAAAGGGCGAAGGAAGGAAAGAGGGUCAACAACGGCAGCUCUGAGCUUCUCCGGCGGCGACAAAGACAAGAUGAGUGAACUUUGUUUUGGAGAGAGGUCUGUUGAGGAAGGAAGAAGUAGAAGAGGAAGAAAGGAGUUGGCCGUGAAGUGUCCCCUGGCAGGAAGCUUGGGAAAGGAGAAGGGAAGAAGCUCGAAGUAGGAAGUCCCCUGUUUUUUUUGCUUUGUUUUCUGUGGUGUUCAUCUGUGUAAGAAGGGAAGGAAGUGGGAGGUUUUUGCAGAGUUUCUCUACUGUGUUUUUAUUUGAAAGAGAAGGGAAGAGAAGAAGUUGAAGAAGAACAGGAGAAUCGAUCCCCUGGAGGACGAAGAAGAACAACGAAAAGAAGUCCACCCCCUUUGUAAGUGCCCAAGGGCUCUUUUUAUAGAAAGAGGAUGCUUAGGCAGCAAGCAGCUAC
Linum tenue is the source of this 771-nucleotide messenger RNA. Lineage: Eukaryota; Viridiplantae; Streptophyta; Magnoliopsida; Malpighiales; Linaceae. The record is from the annotation of a GenBank genome assembly.